Caenorhabditis sp. 36 PRJEB53466 is the source of this 2602-nucleotide messenger RNA. Lineage: Eukaryota; Metazoa; Nematoda; Chromadorea; Rhabditida; Rhabditidae. The record is from the annotation of a GenBank genome assembly.
AUGGUCGAGAUUAUUGGGUGGACCCCAUCAGAAAAAGGGGUAUGUUGUCAUUAAAAUUAAAGAAUAAAGCAAGAAUGAUUGUAGGGAAAUCGAGAUGGUGUGCUAAAUAGAUUCAUAACGCCGUUCAGAAACAUCAUUGAAAACGAACAUGACUGUAAUAUUGUUGCUCACUCUCAGAAAAUGAAAAAACCCUGAUAAUUAUAUUCUCAGAUCCCAGGGUACGCUCCGGACACCGAUGCUUCACUGAUAACGACUACUUUUACGUGCUCGGAGGUUAUACGAGUGCUGAAGGGGGUCGCAUUUUCAAGGAAGUGUGGGCAAUGAGCUUGGCGACGUUCGAAUGGAGACGCUAUGAAGCGAAGGGAUCCAUGCCAUCCACCCUGGCUUCUUUCGCAAGUCGGUUAUUUCAAAUUUUCAAUUCAUCAAACUAUCAUAUUGCAGUCAUCCAACUUCAUCCGUUCUCAAAGUCUUUCCUCCUCUUCGGAGGCAGCGGCACACGCUUCGGCACUUCCUCUUCAAACCGGCUUUAUCUUGCCCACGUCGACAAUGAAAAUUGCACUGUGGAGUUCCGUAAACUGAAACCCGAAGGUGACAUUCCUCGUCCAAUUUACGGGCACGCGAUGUGUGCGGGAGAGAUUGCGGGAAAGUAUUAUAUUGUGGGAGGAACGGAAGGAAGCGUCUUCAACUUCAAAGUCUAUUCGCUAACCGUAAAAGAAAAUCCGGAAGCCGAAGAAGACGACGAAAAGUUCACGUGGCGUUUCGAGCUCAAGGCUCUCAACGAGGUUUGUGUAUUGCUAAGAAACUUGAAGGACGCUCAGUCUCUUCAGGAUUUACCAGGAAGAUACAGGCUGGAAACAGUUUACGACGAAAAAAGCGAUUGCCUUCUGUUCUUCGGAGGAGGAAACGCCGCUGAAAUUUUCGAUUUCAACAAAGUAAGAGAACCCACAUGCGCUCUCACUGAAAACUAUAUAUUGACAGAUCGCUGCUCUCCACGUUACUACAAACGAGUGCUCUGAGAUCACAACCGUCGCCGAUCCGCAGGCGGGAUUCCCUGUCGGCCGUCGAUGUCACACUCUCGUUCGCCACCAUAGGAAAGUAAUCAUCACCGGCGGAGUUCACAAAUUCGACGAAGACGAUCCCGUUAGAAAAUGAGCGCCUCUCAUUUGACUUCAUGUUUUCACUUUUAGCAACCACUUCAUUCCGAUGUUUGGAUCUUUGAUUUGGACACUUUCUCGUGGACGAAAUUCGCAUAUUCUCUGCCGCAGCCAGUGUUCUUUCACGACUCGGCAAUCACUUCCGACGGAUGGUUGCUCACUUUCGGCGGUGUGCACGGACGUCAUCCGCAAUCGCCAAGAAGCAACGUGCUCAUUUGUUCGUGGUUCGACGUUCCAUCGCUCAGACGAUUCGCAGUGGAAGCUCUCAGAUCUUCUCGUCCGAAGGUUCCUCAGCCAUUUGACUCCCUUUCCAAAUAAAACACUCUUCCAGCUGUUCUCAGGCCUGUACGGAGGAAAUCUCUGCCCGAGCCAAGCUCAUAAACUCAUAAUGUUAUGUCUGAAAAUUGGAAGCACAGAAGAGAAUGAGAAACUGAUCAUUGAGCAAAAGCAGAUUAAGUUCCACGAAAGAGAAGACAGAACUCGCCAUUAUCUAAACGAAGACGCUGCGAAUUUUCUCGUCAGUGUGAGUUGAGCCUAGAAUUUCCGUGACAUUCGUUGGAAAUAUCCCAUCUCGCUUCAUUUUAUAUUUCUAUCUCUAUUCGUUUAAAAAAUGAACUCACCAAACAGUGGUAGUUUAGCGGAUAUCCUCGGAAAGUGUGGAAAACGACUCAAUGAAUUAGAUUCAGCACAUAGGGCGAUAAUGGUAAAUUCGCACGUAGUCUACAGUUUCAAAACGGUAAUUAUUAGCAACUCGAUAGAAUUCAAUGGGAAAGACGGGAGAGAGAGGGCGUCUCUGUGUUCUUGGAAUACAGAACCCCCAGAAUUGAACGUUUGAGAGAAGCGAUGAAACUGUUGAUGAUGUGCAGGUGAAGAAACAUUCGACUGUAGAAAAAGCAUUCGAUGAAAUUGACAGAAAUAAGAUGGGUGGGAGUGCUGUUGGGGCGGAGAUUGAGAAACUCGUUGAUGCAUGGCGAAUUGUGGUAAAUAAAAUAAACAACUUUCUUUGAAAAGUAUAGAAAUCUAUUUUGCAGCACGGCACGGAACCUGACAACGAAAGAAUUCACGCCCGCCGCUUACAAAACUGUGGGUUUUGCUACGAACUUCCGUUUUCAUCUGAAUGUUCAGUGAGAAACCGUUUGAAUGGUAAUCUGGAGCGAGACUUCCUCGACAAUCAUCAAUUGGAGGGGCAGCAGCGCGAGCUCGCAAGAGUCGGGGACUUUCGGGCACUAGCACCUGCCGGAAUCCCAUUCCAUCUGCUAAGACGUGGUUGGAAUGAACUCAUUGAAUACGGGAUAGGACGAUUGCCAGAAGUACGGGAUGCUGUUGUGGUAGACGAGGAGUCGGGAGACGACGAAGACGAGGAGGAAGAGGACGACUGGGUUGAUUUGCUGGAGGACCUGGAGGAGAGGCAAGAUGGCGAGGAAGAACGAGACGUAGAUCAGCAUUGA